UGCAAUUGGUCAAUUUUUUACGGCUUAAGGCUUAAAAAUCUAUUGUAGAUCCGGACUUAAGCGCUUGUAAUCAUCAUUCUGUCUUUAUCGUUCAUUAGACGUAAAAUAAGAAUAGAGUACUGAAAAGCGCUGAAAGCGUCCAAAUCGACCGCAGCCACUAUGUUAUCCCUUCCACCUUCUACCAUGCUCUGGUAACUGGUGUGAUAUAAAACUUGAGAGUAGUUGAAACAUUGAGACAUGUAUGUUGCAGGGCAGUGAAGAUUGACCCGGUAGACGCCAACUUCGAAUAGAAAUUAUGUUUUAUGUGAUAGGAUUAGGUCUCGGUGACGCUAAGGAUGUCACUGUCAAAGGAUUCGAAAUUAUUAGGAAAUGUGACCGCGUCUAUCUGGAGUCUUAUACCUCUGUCUUGACAGUACAGCAGGAAACCUUGGAAGAAUUCUAUGGACGUUCCUUGAUAGCAGCUGAUCGCGAACUAGUGGAGAAUUGUGCAGACGAGAUACUGCCAAAAAGAGAAGAUGAAGAUGUUGCUUUUCUGGUUGUAGGAGAUCCUUUUGGAGCUACUACGCACACAGAUCUGGUUCUACGUGCAAAGGAGAAAAAUAUACAGGUGAAAGUCAUACAUAAUUCGUCAAUACUAACUGCAGUUGGUUGCUGUGGCUUGCAGCUCUAUUCAUAUGGAGAAAUUAUUUCAAUUCCAUACUGGAUGGACACUUGGCAACCGUACAGCUUUUAUGAGAAGAUAGCUUCCAAUAGACAUAGAGGGCUGCAUACACUCUGUCUCUUAGAUAUUAAAGUUAAAGAACCUACCCUAGAAAGUAUCAUGAAGAAAAAAAAGGAGUACAUGCCUCCACAAUUCAUGAGUGUCAAUGAAGCUGCUAGUCAGUUGAUAGCGAUACUUGAUAAUAAGAUUCAAGAUGGCCACAAAGAUUUAGCAUUUACACAGCAGAGCUUGGUGGUGGGCUUAGCACGAGUGGGAUGCGAAGAUCAAUAUAUUGUUGCUUGUUCCUUACAAAAUAUGACACGUGUGAACUUGGGACCGCCACUGCACUGCCUCGUUAUACCAGCUGAAAAGCUCCAUCCCCUUGAACUGGAAUUUCUAACGCAGUACGCUCUCGACAAGGAUCAAUUCAAAGAAAUGACACAACAAUCAUAACCUUUUUUAUCUUAGAAAAGAGUAAAUUCUAUGUACAGAGAGAGAGAGAGAG
This is a messenger RNA of Trachymyrmex septentrionalis, 1205 nucleotides long. RefSeq names its product diphthine methyl ester synthase (gene Dph5). Gene Ontology annotation, molecular function: diphthine synthase activity. The transcript has 4 exons. Lineage: Eukaryota; Metazoa; Arthropoda; Insecta; Hymenoptera; Formicidae. The record is from RefSeq and is a predicted model, not a curated record. The coding region runs from base 296 to 1153 and encodes 285 amino acids. Gene Ontology annotation, biological process: protein histidyl modification to diphthamide.